Molecule: messenger RNA, 75 nt
Organism: Spirodela intermedia
Lineage: Eukaryota; Viridiplantae; Streptophyta; Magnoliopsida; Alismatales; Araceae
Source: the annotation of a GenBank genome assembly
AUGGACUGCACCCACAACACCAGUGAGAGGAAGACAUUGAAAAGGUGGUUCUUCAUUGAUAAAAGAGUUGGGUGA